AUGUCCAGGAAAUUUUGGCAAAGAUUUCUUUUCGUUCUACCUACCGCUUUAGCUUAUUUAGUUCUUUGUAUUCUCCUUCAAAAUGAGGCUUUGAGUGAACCUCUGAAUAACAAAGCUCGAAAUUUGUAUCAGUUUGGUAACAUGGUAAACUGUAUGACAAACAGAAGCAGAUUUGAUUAUGCUGACUAUGGUUGUUGGUGUGGAGCAGGAGGAAGCGGAAAGCCUGUGGACCACGUAGACAAAUGCUGUCAAAUUCAUGACAAAUGCUAUGACGUCGCCAUGGUCGAAAAGUGUUACUUUUAUUUUCAUGUUUAUUCCGUGAUUUAUAGAUACCAAGGAUGCAGGCAGUGUGAUCCUAUUUCCAGCUACCCCUCAUGGGAAGACAAAGUUGAUGUGGAAUGUAAGAAGGCCGUGUGUGACUGUGACAGCGAUGCUGCACUCUGUUUUAGUCAGUCUGUUUAUAACUCGUCUCUUUACAACUAUGACACAUCAAAAUGUUAGAUAAUGACUUAAAACGCGCAUAAAUAAACU
This is a messenger RNA of Pocillopora damicornis (cauliflower coral), 531 nucleotides long. Its product is annotated as basic phospholipase A2-like. The record is from RefSeq and is a predicted model, not a curated record. Gene Ontology annotation, biological process: lipid catabolic process; phospholipid metabolic process; arachidonate secretion. Gene Ontology annotation, molecular function: calcium ion binding; phospholipid binding. NCBI's taxonomy places the organism in Eukaryota, Metazoa, Cnidaria, Anthozoa, Scleractinia, Pocilloporidae.